AUGGACUCGCCCUACACAUCUAGCUCCAACAUCGACGUGUGGAGGACAGGUUUAGAGGAGAACUCACCCCCACCCAAUAUUUUGUUCGAUCUCACCCCACGUGACCACGGCGAAUCCAACAUGACGUCACUGGGGUUAGGACCACUGGAACUGGAGCAGCUGCCGAAUUUCUUCUCUCUGCCCUCCUGCCCACCUUACAAGUACGGCCACAUUGGUGACAGAGAAUACCCUCCACCUAAAGGACCCCACGACAUUGCCGACGCCUUGUUGUCACUGAAGCACGCAGUUGUCCACCCAGACCUUCGGGGCCCGUUAUCUCCCCUAUCGCCCCCACCCCCGCCCCAAUCCAUGUCCCACUUUGGCACGCCUCAUUACUCGGGCCAGCACAUGUCCAACUACAGCCUGCCCUCGCCCGGGCCCUACUCCCACGGGCACUACCCCCACGCCCACCCGUCGUCCCAGAGCUUGUCCUAUUCAAUGAACCACAACCCAGCUUCCAUGCAGAACUCGUACGGAGCCCAACCUUUGGGCCCGCCACCACACCACCAGUACCCCCAGUACGACCAGUGUCCCAGCCCAACACUGCAACAUCCCAUGCAGACAGCCAACGUUCACUUCCCGUCUAUGAGCGUCAACGUUUCCAUGAGCAUGAACGUCGGGAUGCCGGCUAAUCUUAACCUCGGCCCACCAGGCCCGGGGCAGUACAACUGCGGGAACAACCCCGGGGGUGGGGUCUCCCAGAACUGGUCUAUACCACCACCCAGCCCUACUCUCCCACCGCAGAACACCGCCGCACUCUCCCAGUACCACACCUCAGCGACAUCAAGUUUACAAACCCACUGCAACGGUUACACUGGUCAGUCCCACGCGUUCUCCCACUUCAACCCCGACUACAGAUCUGUUCCGCCCGACCCACGGGCAAGCGUCUACUACAAACCCGUGCCGGAAAACUUCAAGGAGAGCAAGUUCUGCCAGAUGAACCACCACCAUCACCACCACCAUGAGCAUGUCCUCAAGCGGAGCAGAUUCAGCGCAGACCGCUCCGUUCCUUCAGCUCCAGGUCUAGACGGAAGCCUCGUUAAAACAAACCUCUGCCGGAUCUGUGGAAAAACUUACGCUAGACCCAGCACGCUCAAGACCCACCUGAGAACUCACUCAGGUGAAAAACCGUAUAAGUGCAGCACGUGUAGUAAAUCCUUCUCCCAGGCGGCCAACUUAACCGCGCAUCUAAGAACUCACUCGGGAGAAAAACCUUUCCGCUGUCCAGUAUGUGAACGCCGUUUUUCUCAAAGUUCUUCCGUGACCACGCACAUGCGCACGCACUCAGGCGAAAGGCCGUACCGCUGCCGGAUGUGCAAGAAAGCGUUCUCCGACAGCUCCACGCUGACCAAGCACCUCCGGAUCCACAGCGGGGAGAAGCCGUACCAGUGCAAGUUGUGUCUGCUGCGCUUCUCCCAGUCCGGCAAUCUCAACCGGCACAUGAGGGUACAUUCCAGUACCAGUUAA
Molecule: messenger RNA, 1506 nt
Organism: Physella acuta
Lineage: Eukaryota; Metazoa; Mollusca; Gastropoda; Physidae
Product: protein glass-like
Biological process (GO): regulation of transcription by RNA polymerase II
Molecular function (GO): DNA-binding transcription factor activity, RNA polymerase II-specific; RNA polymerase II cis-regulatory region sequence-specific DNA binding
Source: RefSeq, a predicted model, not a curated record